This is a messenger RNA of Amblyraja radiata (thorny skate), 8563 nucleotides long. RefSeq names its product sodium channel protein type 2 subunit alpha. Lineage: Eukaryota; Metazoa; Chordata; Chondrichthyes; Rajiformes; Rajidae. The record is from RefSeq and is a predicted model, not a curated record. Gene Ontology annotation, cellular component: plasma membrane; voltage-gated sodium channel complex. Gene Ontology annotation, biological process: membrane depolarization during action potential; neuronal action potential; sodium ion transmembrane transport. The transcript has 27 exons. Gene Ontology annotation, molecular function: voltage-gated sodium channel activity; protein binding. Bases 518 to 6520 code for a protein of 2000 amino acids.
UGGGAUCGGGAUGCGGCUAUUUAUAUACAAUAUGUUUUUGGGGGGGGGUGACUGGAGAUUUGCAAUGUCGUGCUCCGUUUGUCAGUCGCUGUCCAUGGUGCUGUCGGUGCCGCAGGCUGAUCAAUAAGCCCAGCACCACCGUCCCUGUCUGUCCCUGUCUCUGUCCCACACCGGGCGUCUGUAACUGUAACCAUCUACUGUACCAGGGCUAACAACUUCAAGUCGCGAGUGCUGGCUUGAUGGAGCCGCGACACGGCUGCUGAUUUCAGGCGAUUAUCGCUGGACGUGGCGGCGGGCCGUGCAUCUUUGGACAGCAGCGUGCGCCAGGGUGUUGCAGCGAUACCAGGCGUUUGAUUUAAGACUCUAGAUUUUGCUUCGGAAACAGCGCCCUGUUUGCUUGAUCAGCGACACUGUUAGAUUCAGCCGUGGAACAUGGACGAUGUUUACCCUCACCCUAUCUGUAGCACCAUUUUAUGCACGAGGCUAGACGUUAAUCUCCAAGGUGCACGAUGAAAAGAUGGCGCAAACACAGCUUGCACCACCAGGACCAGACAGCCUCGUGCAUUUCACCCGUGAGUCGCUUGCGGCUAUUGAGAGAUGCAUCGCGGAGGAGAAGGCCAAGAAACCCAAGGACCAACACAGCGACGAUGACGAGAAUGGCCCAAAGCCACACCGUGACUUGGAAGCCGGCAAAUCACUACCAUUUAUUUAUGGUGACUUACCUCGAGGGUUGGUUUCCGAACCUAUGGAAGAUCUGGACUCAUUUUACAGAGCAAAAAAAACUUUUAUAGUAUUGAAUAGAGGGAAGGCCAUCUUCCGAUUUAGUGCCACACCUGCCUUGUACAUUUUAAGUCCUUUCAAUCCUAUAAGGAAGAUAGCUAUUAAGAUUUUGGUACAUUCAUUGUUCAGCAUGCUCAUCAUGUGCACUAUUAUGACCAAUUGUGUGUUUAUGACAAACAAUAGCCCACCAGAAUGGACCAAGAAUGUAGAGUAUACCUUUACUGGUAUAUACACAUUUGAAUCACUUAUAAAAAUCCUUGCAAGGGGCUUCUGUAUCGAUCACUUCACAUUUCUCCGAGAUCCAUGGAAUUGGUUAGACUUCUGUGUCAUUGUCAUGGCAUAUGUGACAGAGUUUGUCGACUUGGGUAAUGUCUCAGCAUUGAGAACAUUCAGGGUUCUCCGAGCAUUGAAAACAAUCUCAGUCAUUCCAGGUCUCAAGACCAUUGUGGGUGCCCUGAUUCAAUCGGUGAAGAAACUGUCUGAUGUGAUGAUUCUGACUGUGUUUUGCUUGAGCGUAUUUGCACUAAUAGGACUACAGCUGUUCAUGGGAAACUUGAAACACAAAUGUGUACAGUGGCCGCCACCGGACUUUGGUUUCAAUGCAAAAAACAGCUCGUCGGGCCUGAAUGGCACCAUGACCAAUGAGACCCAGAACACAUUUGACUUUGAGAGUUACAUCUCAGAUAAAAAUAAUUAUUAUACCUUGAAAGGAUCCUUAGAUGCAUUGCUUUGUGGCAAUGGCUCAGAUGCCGGUCAAUGUCCCGAGGGUUAUAUAUGCAUGAAAGCUGGAAGGAACCCUAACUUCGAUUAUACAAGCUUUGACUCAUUUGGCUGGGCAUUCUUAUCAUUGUUUCGACUAAUGACACAGGACUUUUGGGAAAACCUUUACCAGCUGACCUUGCGGGCCGCUGGAAAAACCUACAUGAUCUUUUUUGUGUUGGUCAUUUUCCUGGGAUCGUUUUACUUGGUCAACUUGAUCCUGGCUGUGGUGGCCAUGGCGUACGAUGAACAGAAUCAGGCCACGCUCGAGGAGGCAGAACAAAAAGAAGCAGAAUUUCAGCGAAUGCUCGAACAACUGAGAAGACAUCAGGAGGAUGCCCAGGCUGCAGCGGCUCUGGCAGAUGAGGUAGAGGAGGGAAGCGAGAGGGUUGGAAUGUGUGAAAUGUCAUACAGUUCCUCUGAGGCAUCGAAGCUCAGUUCAAAGAGCGCCAAGGAGCGGAGAAACAGAAGGAAGAAGCGGAGACAAGGAGGCGAGGAGAAAGAUGAUGAGAAGAUGCACAAAUCGGAAUCAGAAGACAGCGGCAGAAAGGGAAACGGAUUUCGGUUUUCCAUUGAUCGGAACGGCCUUUCGUAUGAAAACAAAAACUCCUCCCCACAUCAGUCGCUGCUCAGUGUCCGCGGCUCCAUCUUCUCUCCCCGACGGAACAGCAGGAGCAGCAUCUUCAGCUUCAAGGGCCGGACGAAGGACGUGGGCUCGGAGAACGAUUUUGCCGACGACGAGCACAGCACGUUCGAGGACAACGAUAGUCGCCGGGGCUCGCUCUUCAUCCCCCGCAUGCAGGGUGAGCGGCGCAGCAGUAAUGUCAGUCAGGGCAGUCGCUGCUCCAGGAUCCUGCCUGUCCUUCCCGUCAAUGGGAAGAAACACAGCUCGGUGGACUGUAACGGAGUGGUCUCACUGGCCGGUGGACUCUCGACACCAACCUCGCCCAUCGGACGCCUACUGCCAGAGGUGAUAAUAGAUAAGCCAUCUACUGAUGAUAAUGGCACCCACACAGAUGCAGAUCAUAAGAAGAGAAGGAUUAGAUCUAAUCAACAUUCCAUGGAUUUUCUGGAUGAACCCACUCCAAGGCAGAGAGCUUUAAGUGUGGCCAGCAUUCUCACAAAUACUAUGGAAGAACUGGAGGAAUCGCGACAGAAAUGUCCGCCCUGUUGGUACAAGUUUGCAAACGACUACUUGAUCUGGGACUGCCAUCCGCAUUGGCUGAAAGUGAAGGAGAUUGUCCACUUGAUUGUGAUGGACCCCUUUGUGGAUCUGGCCAUCACUAUCUGCAUCGUGCUCAACACCCUGUUCAUGGCGAUGGAACAUUACCCCAUGACCAAGAACUUUGAAAAUGUGCUUUCCAAUGGCAACUUGGUAUUUACUGGAAUCUUCACUGGCGAAAUGAUUUUCAAAAUCGUUGCCUUGGAUCCUUAUUACUACUUUCAAGAAGGAUGGAAUAUUUUUGACAGCAUUAUUGUGAGCCUUAGCCUCAUGGAACUGGGUCUUGCAAAUGUGGAAGGAUUAUCUGUGUUGCGAUCUUUCCGCUUGCUCAGAGUUUUUAAACUGGCCAAGUCUUGGCCGACACUGAACAUGUUGAUUAAGAUCAUUGGCAACUCAGUUGGUGCUCUGGGCAACUUGACCUUGGUGUUGGCCAUCAUAGUCUUCAUCUUCGCCGUGGUCGGCAUGCAGCUCUUUGGUAAAAGCUACAAGGAGUUUUACUGUAAAAGCAAGGGCCACUGCAUACUACCGCGCUGGCACAUGAAUGACUUUUUUCAUUCCUUUCUGAUUGUGUUCCGAGUCUUGUGCGGAGAAUGGAUUGAGACAAUGUGGGACUGUAUGGAGGUCGCCGGACAGCCAAUGUGUCUCAUUGUCUUCAUGAUGGUCAUGGUCAUUGGUAACCUCGUGGUAUUGAAUCUAUUUUUGGCCUUGCUAUUGAGCUCGUUCAGUGCCGAUAAUUUAGCGGCUUCUGAUGAUGACAAUGAGAUGAAUAACUUGCAGAUUGUCGUGGGCAGGAUACAGAGGGGCGCGGACUACAUGAAGCGAAACGUGCAGCAAUUAUUUCAGAGAGUCUUCGUCAAGACUAAAGUGACAGAAGAUAUCAAACCUCUCGAUGAAUUACAGAAAAAGAAAGAUAUCCACAUCUCUGACCACACGGCCGUUGAGCUGAGCAAAGAAGUGGACUAUCAUAAAGAUGGGAAUUGCACUACCAGUGGGAUUGGCAGUAGUAUGGGCAAAUACAAUGCUGAUGAAUGUGACAACAUGUCCUUCAUUCACAAUCCAAGUCUGACUGUCACCGUGCCAAUAGCUGUGGGGGAAUCAGACUUUGAAAAUCUAAACACAGAAGACUUUACCAGUGAAUCAGACAUGGAAGGAAGCAAAGAGAAGUUACCUGAUAGCAGCUCAUCGGAAGGGAGCACGGUUGACAUCAGUCCACCUGGGGAGGGAGAGCAGCCAGAGGAAACGCAGGAGGAAUCUACCGAUCCUGAAGCUUGCUUCACAGAAGGGUGUGUAAGAAAAUUCCCAUUAUGCUAUGUCAACAUAUACGAGGGCUCUGGCAAGUCUUGGUGGAACCUCCGAAAGACUUGCUUCAAAAUAGUGGAACACAAUUGGUUUGAGACAUUCAUUAUCUUCAUGAUUCUUCUGAGCAGCGGGGCAUUGGCUUUUGAAGAUAUUUAUAUCGAACAGCGGAAAAACAUCAAAUCAAUUCUUGAAUAUGCAGAUAAAAUCUUCACCUAUAUUUUCAUUCUGGAAAUGUUGUUGAAGUGGGUGGCGUAUGGCUUUGUGAAGUAUUUCACAAAUGCAUGGUGUUGGCUGGAUUUCCUCAUUGUUGAUGUGUCUUUAGUGAGCCUCGUAGCCAAUGCCUUGGGGUAUUCGGACCUUGGGGCCAUUAAGUCCCUCAGAACGCUGAGAGCCUUGAGGCCUUUGAGAGCACUGUCACGCUUUGAAGGCAUGAGGGUGGUUGUCAAUGCUCUCCUUGGUGCCAUCCCUUCCAUCAUGAACGUGCUGCUGGUUUGCCUGAUAUUCUGGCUUAUCUUCAGUAUCAUGGGCGUGAAUCUGUUUGCUGGAAGAUAUUACCGUUGUAUCAACACGACGGACGGGGAACUAUACCCCAUUGAUGUCGUUGACAACAUGACGGAAUGCCUUCAACUUAACGAGAGCGCUCGGUGGAAAAACAUAAAAAUCAACUUUGACAACGUUGGAUUCGGCUACCUUGCUUUACUGCAAGUGGCAACAUUUAAAGGCUGGAUGGAUAUCAUGUAUGCUGCUAUUGACUCAAGAAAAGUGAAACAGCAACCGGACUAUGAAUGCAACCUGUACAUGUAUUUUUACUUUGUUAUUUUCAUCAUUUUUGGAUCUUUCUUCACCUUGAAUCUGUUCAUUGGUGUCAUUAUUGACAACUUCAAUCAACAGAAGAAAAAGUUUGGAGGUCAAGAUAUUUUUAUGACUGAAGAACAGAAGAAAUACUACAAUGCAAUGAAAAAGCUGGGCUCCAAGAAACCGCAGAAACCUAUACCAAGACCCUUGAACAAGAUCCAAGGCACGGUGUUUGAUCUGGUAACCCAACAAGCCUUUGAUAUCAGCAUCAUGAUUCUCAUCUGCCUGAACAUGGUCACCAUGAUGGUAGAAACUGAUGACCAGAGCAAAGAGAUGAGCAACAUCUUGUAUUGGAUCAACUUGAUCUUCAUUGUUCUCUUCACAUGUGAAUGUGUGCUUAAACUGAUCGCCCUUCGAUAUUAUUACUUUACAAUAGGCUGGAAUACUUUUGACUUUGUAGUCGUUAUUCUUUCCAUUGUAGGCAUGUUCUUAGCAAAAAUCAUUGAAAAGUACUUUGUGUCACCGACGUUGUUCCGAGUGAUCCGACUGGCCAGAAUUGGUCGUAUCUUGCGUUUGAUCAAGGGGGCCAAGGGAAUCCGAACACUGCUGUUUGCGUUGAUGAUGUCCCUGCCUGCCUUGUUCAACAUCGGUCUGUUACUUUUCUUGGUCAUGUUCAUUUACGCCAUAUUUGGGAUGUCUAAUUUUGCCUACGUGAAGAAGGAAUCUGGCAUUGACGACAUGUUCAACUUUGAGACCUUUGGAAACAGCAUGAUCUGCCUGUUUCAGAUCACUACAUCCGCUGGUUGGGAUGGAUUAUUGGCUCCGAUUCUCAACAGUGGACCACCAGAUUGCGACCCAAAGAAAGAAAACCCAGGCAGCCCGAUUAAAGGAGACUGCGGCAAUCCCCCUGUCGCAAUCUUAUUCUUUGUUAGUUACAUCAUAAUCUCGUUCUUGAUUGUCAUAAAUAUGUACAUUGCAAUUAUCCUGGAGAAUUUCAGUGUUGCGACAGAGGAGAGUGCCGAACCACUCAGCGAAGAUGACUUUGAGAUGUUUUAUGAAGUUUGGGAGAAGUUUGACGCGGACGCAACUCAAUUUAUGCAGUACGGGCGAUUGCACGACUUUGCAGAUGCCCUGGAGCCACCUCUCCGUGUGGCAAAACCCAACAAAGUACAACUCAUAGCUAUGGACCUGCCCAUGGUUAGCGGAGAUAGAAUUCACUGCCUGGAUAUCUUGUUUGCAUUCACAAAGCGUGUGCUGGGUGAGAGCGGAGAGAUGGACGUUCUACGACAGCAGAUGGAAGAGCGCUUCAUGGCAUCUAAUCCCUCCAAGAUAUCCUACGAGCCGAUUACCACCACUCUGCGACGUAAGCAGGAACAUAUGUCUGCGACUAUAAUUCAGAGAGCUUUCAGGCGGUAUCUGAUUCGGCGAACAUUGAAACGGGCAUCCUUCAUGUUCAAAGAGAAAGGUAAAGCAAGUGAGCUCUUACCCGGCAAAGAAGAGAUGGUGAUAGACAAAUUUAAUGAAAUCUCCACUACAGACAAAACUGACAUGACACCUUCCACCACAUCACCACCAUCCUACGACAGUGUAACAAAGCCAGGGAGGACCAGAGAUGACAAAGAAAAAGAAGACAGAGGCAAAGAUGUAAGGGAGUAUAAAAAGUAAAUGCAGACACGUCAAACAAAAAGGAUCCACUUGUAUGACAUUGUUUACAACCUUUUAAAUGUGACCCUACUGUAUCAACAGACUCCAUUGGAGAUCUAUGCCAAACAAAUGAUUAGUAUGUCAUGAGGUGUCUGACCCUCACCAGGAAACUGGAACUCUGUACAGCGGAGGUCAGCAAGUGGGAACAGGAGCUUACGGUUCCAACUUCCUGUUGACGCCGCGGAUGAGAAAAGUCAAAACAGAAAUGAGACAAAGGGACCAGAAGGUUUUACAUAUUUGUGUGUCAUUUAUUGUGCAAACGGUAGUAUGUUUUAUCUGUAUAUUUUGCAUUCCAGUUGCCACAGUUCCACACAGUUUAUACCUGGCCCACAACAAUUCACACAUUAUUUUAUAAUUCAUAAGUUAUAUAUUAUAUGUGACUAUUUUUCUAAGUGGAGCGGGAGGGCCUUUAUGUUCUUGGGAAAAGAUUUCGAGCACUACUUUUAAGGUAAGCAGAUCACACCAAACGUUUUGGAGAACGUGUUUAACGUGGACAAAAGCUGUAGUGCAUGGUGGCAUGCUGCACUCUCAUCCAUUGUGCAUGAGGAACCAUUACCCCACAGAUCAAACAAGAUAUUUUUUAUCGAUUUAGUGUUUCAGGGUGGUCCUGAUGUCUAAGGUGCUUUAAUAAAUGUGUUGUGUUAUAUUUGGACAGUUCUGAUAUGUGCCUGCUAGUUAUUUAUGACCCGAAACUGAGAGUUGAUGGGUAUUUUUAUGUGGCACAUUUACAAACGACUCUCAGCGGCUGCAAUUUCAGUGUAUGUUCUAAAGUCAAGAUUACUAUUUCUUUCUUUUAUACUGCCAUUGGGUGGAUAGAAACAAGAACACAGAGAAAGGGUCUACCCAACAAAACUGAUUUGACCAAAACUGAACUUUACAAAAACUGCUCUGCUCUAUUGUUUCAGUAUUGUUUCACGAUUGUCAACUCACAAUGAGAUUGACAUUGCACAAGAUGAAUAAAACCCUUUUGUUGUGUAAAUAAUUACUCCACACUGCGGUGCAUAUUUGAACAAGUGAUUAUCUUGGCACGACUGUCACGCUGUCAAAUAUGCUCCACUUUAAGUCUAGUUAGCAAGCUUUUUGCCAGCUGUAUUCCGUACCAUUAUACAUAGUUUGAAUACUGUCUCUGGUGCAUGUUUAUAUAGCAAUGCUGCUGUACACUAUCCUUCCACUGCCCCAUGAGAAGACAUACGUCAGUGCUCACACCUCCUAGUUUGCAGUAAACCAAGAAGCUUUAUUUAUUUUGGGUUUCUAGAUUCAAAUGCAUUCUGUAUGCUGUAUGACCAGAUUCCAUUGCAUAUUGCUUGAAAUGCUCAUACUAAGUGGUUGACUUUUCUAAAGAAAAUAUAAAUAUUGUAAAAAUUCAUUUUAUUUUACUUUUCAGCGUUUGUACAUAUAAAAUGUUAAUGAGAAUGAUUUCAGGUCAGAACUACAGACACUUUUUUUUACAUUGAUCCAUAGCACUUUUUCAUCAAUAAACUUCUUCCCAAAAGAGAGGGCAGAAAUGUUUAGUUUACUUUUUAAUAUGAAUGCACACAUUUUCAGUCUUACAAAAAUUAAUUUGUGCUAAGUUUGGACCACGAUUCACUUCUUCCUGCAAAGUGAUAUCCAGCGAUGAAAUGAGAGUUAAACAUUAUCCAGAGAUAAAGCACUGCCUAUAUUGAAGAGGUCAGGGAGAGAAGCCUUGAACCUUUGAGGUGUCCACUUGGACACAUUUUGUCUUGUGAAAUAAUUCAUGCUGCACUAGAAUGGUUUGAAAAUUAAAAUGGGUCCACGGUUUUCUUUCACAAGAACAAAGUUGAUAUUCUUUAAUCACACCCAGGGUUUUUUUGUGUUUACUUACACAAAAAGAAAUUAAAUGUAAACUCCUUAUAUUAAGCCUAUUGACUUGUAGUGUAUUAGUGAGCUGCAUGCAGGAUAAUGCUAAUAUUACCGUAAAUAAAUGGUAAGACUACAUUACAGAAACAAGCUAACAGAAUAAAUAAUUUUUUUUAUUGUACGUAA